Podarcis lilfordi (Lilford's wall lizard) is the source of this 22677-nucleotide messenger RNA. The record is from the annotation of a GenBank genome assembly. NCBI's taxonomy places the organism in Eukaryota, Metazoa, Chordata, Lepidosauria, Squamata, Lacertidae.
AUGCAGUCUCCCAAAAAGGGCCUGAUCUGUAACCUGAACCACGUCCACCUGCAGCAUGUUUCCUUGGGUCUCCACCUGUCGCGCCAUCCGGAACUCCAAGAGGAUGCCAACACGUUGGCGCCCCCGAGAGACCGGGUGGGUUGCCAGGAUUGCCGCGGUCACAGCGGCAACACCCGCGAGCUGGUAGACGCCAACUCCAACAACCCGUCCCUGCCUUGCCGCUGCUGCGACGGCCACACGCUGCAUUCGGAUCUCAAGCGAGGCCUCCAGGGUCAGCCUCUCUCGCCCAACUGCCUGGCUCUGAAACGUGAGGAAGAAGAGGAGGAUGAAGAAGAAGAGGAAGAAGAGGAGGAGGAGGCAGGUUCCCCAUCGGAGCUGGGCUCCUCAUCAGUUAGCAGCUCCUCAGAUAUCAGCCUGGACGAGAGCCCAGUAUCUGUGUACUGCAGAGAAUUUCCUGCUGAGGAGCCCAGGAGUCCUGAGAACCAGCCCAACAUUGUCCCCUUGGAAGAUGCGCGUGGCAUCCUUCCCCUGGCUGACCGCAAAGACGAAAGCUUGAACCUCAACACCCAUAUCGGCGAGCCUCGCCCGUCCCGUGUCUGGGACAGCCCCGACAGCUUGUGCAGCGGUAGCUCGCUGGGGUCCACGCCUGACAUGUCUUCUCCGUGUGGGGAAAGCCCGGUCAAGUCGCCCCUCGCUGAUUCCUGCAGGGCUCCCCUGCCUGUACCGCCCCCGACCCGUCCCUUCAGGGCUCCCCCAGCCGUGCCAGCCCCCAAAAUCAGCCCGGAGCUGGAUUCAAACUGCAAUGCUCUCCCGAGCUGGGAAGCAGAGCCCGGAAAGCUCUUAGUGGACGUCAACUCGAACCAGGCUGCUCCGCCGAGGCCUCGUGUUUUGAGUGGCCCUCCGCCGGUGCCCCCCAGAACGAAGAGGGGGCUUCAGGGGUUGAGGCGAGGCGAAGCAGGGAAGCCUGCGGUGACCCCGGCAGACCUGCCGCCCUGCCAUGGCGACCCGCAGGCCGCGGGCAGCCGGAAGAACAUCACUUCCUUCCACGAGUUGGCGCAGAAAAGGAAGAAGGCCGCAGCGUCGGUGGGGCCCCCAGCUCAGACGAGGAAGGACCAGAGCGACUGGCUGAUCGUCUUCUCCCCUGACACCGAGCUGCCGCCGUCGAAUGAGCUGACGUGUGGCGUGGCCCCUUGCCGGGAGACACCCGGGCCCCCGACUCCACCCUCAGAGCCACCAGCCAACCCCGCCGGCCAAAGAGGGGUGACCACGUUCAAGGAAUUGCGCUGCCGGAAGCAGAAGGCCCAGGCGCCCGUGAAGAUGGGCACCCAAACCCCAUGGCAAGUAGAUCCCGGGAAGGGGGUUCCCGACGGGAGCGCUCCGCUGGAGGUUGUCGUGGAGCCACCACCAAGCGGGCCCUUCAGGCCCCCAAAGGAAAUCCCGCCCCGGAGGAGGAAAUCCCGCCCUGGGCUGCAGCCCAUUGUGGAGGGAGGCUUUGAAGAAGGAGAGGACGCAAGGAUGGAGGUGAAGGCGUCUGAUCGAAGCUCCGAGGGCCCAUCCAAUGGGAGGAGGGACCCCUGGAUGCCGGGGAAGGAGGACAGAGGAGAGAGGAGUUUUGUGGAGGGUAAGGCUCAGAUGAUCUCCCCAGAUGUGGAGACUCGGAUUUUGGAGAGUGGGUGGACCUGGUGCCUGAAAACAGAGCCACAUCUGUACCUUACAUUUGAAGCACUUUUGUACCACUUUACACAAUCGCUGCGUCCCCCAAAGCAAUAUUGGAGGACGCCGCUUGUUUGGGGUGCUGAGGGUGGUUGGAGGGCCCUCCCAGAGCUGCUGUUCUCAGAAUUCCCUGCUUGAUAAAUCACCCUGUGAACUGUGGCUCUGGGAGCGGAACAAGGGCCUCCGAAAGACUCUUAGCACCUCAAACUACAUUUCCCAGGGUAUUCUUUGCGGGAAGCCAUGACUGUUUAAAGUGAAUCAUAGGACUGCGGAGUUGUAAAGGACCCUGAGGAUUGUAUAGUCCAACCCCCUGCAAUGCAGGAAUCUCAAAAUGCAGCCCCCCCAUCUAGUUUGAAAUCACACCAGACCCUGCAUCGCUUUGGAAAUAUCCUAGCCGUUUUAUUAUUAUUUUACUUAUUAAAUUUGUAUACCACCCUAUACCCUUUCAGGGCUGUUCACACAGCGGUUAUUGCAAGUAUUGUGUAGAUGUGGCCCACGGAGGCAACUAAUGGGGGCAGGAAGGCACUGGUUAAAGCACAUUAGUGGUUCCUAGUUCCUUAUUUCCACAAAAGUUUGAAAGAGAGCUCAGUCAGGAAAUGGAAGUUGACGUGCCUUUUAACCGCUUCCCUCCCCAAAACACCAACCAACAAGCCUUAGCCUACCAAAUACCAUAUAACCCUAUGACUCCCUGUGUGUGUGGUAUGGGGAUUGUAAAAGAUGUGGUUGACUAAGAGGGGGAAUAUAUCUUCGGGGUGGGGGUGGGGUGCUUAUUCUCCUCAAACUUCAUAUCUACAUGUGUUUUACUUUGGGAAUUGUAGCUCUGGCAGGGGACUCGAGGUCUCCUAACAACUCUCAGCACCUUUAACAGACUACAAUUCCCAGGAUUCUUUGGGGGAAGCCAUGACUGUUAAAGUGGUAUAUUAGUACUUUAAAUGUAUGGUGUGGGUUCAAAUCCUCCACUCUUCCUGUGAGGCACAGCGGGUGACCUUGGGCCAAUCACUCUUUGUGUGUGUCUCUCACGCUCUCCCUGCCUAAAUUACCUCACAGGAUUCUUGUGGGGGUAAAAUGGGGUGUUUCCCCACAACCACUAUGUAUGUUCUCCUAAAUGGAAAGCUAGGAUUAAGAAUGGAAGCAGAGUGUGGCGUCUCCAUCGAAACACAGUUCUCACAGCAUUAACACUCCAUUAGAUCUUCCCACUCCAUUAAAUUCCCAGGGAGAUCUCCAAGCCACAACUAUGGGCCCAACACAGAGCAAGAUAAGCACCUUCCAGUAUCAGCCAACCGCACUCCCAGCCUACUUUGGGCUAUUGUUCCCCAUGUGGGGAAUUGGGGAAAAGGCCAUCCAUUUGUCUCCAUGGCAACAGGGCAACCUCUUUGGACAUGUAAAUAGCAGCACUUAACAGGCCAUUAGAAAGUAUUCUUAAGAUAAUGAUCUUACAAAGAAACUUGUCUGACCAGAUCAGCAGCUGUCUUCUUAUAAAUUAUAAUCCCAGAGGUAUUAUCUAGACUGAACCCCACCCCCCAAACCUAUAACAAUGUGUUAUUUGUUUUUCCUGGAGUGCUGAAAGUAGUUUCAAAGCAGGAAUGUGGUCUGUGACUGGGGCGCUCCCUUAUUGCGUUCAAAAGAGUGCGCCACCUAUGCGCUCAAGUAGUCGAGGUAUACAAAUGAACAAGUGUAUACUUUGGCUGUGUACAUUCGAUUCACCCAAAGCACAGUUAAAGCAGAGGACUUCACCCCCAAAGAAUCUUGCAGUUUCCUAGCACCCUUAACAAACAACAGCUCCCAGGUUUCCUUCAAACUGCACAGCGCAGAUGCAGUCCUUUUUUUGCACAAACAUUAGCACAUUUCCAGGGACAUCUUGUGCUUUUGUUCAGGGUGGCGUCUGACAGUCACGCACGCUCCACUUACAUCUCUGCUCUGCUAUUGUGAGUUUUUAGUUGGUUUCUUGUUUUGCUUUAAUAGAAAGAAGAAAUCAAUGCACCUCUCGCUCUCUCGCCAGCCUCUAAGGCACACCUUGAAUCUGGUUACCUGGCCUAAAAUUAAUAAAUAACCAAAAGGAGUUGCUCUGAUUGGUUAAAGUGGUUGUCAGUCGGAGCUAGGGUAACUUCUCCCUCCCCCUGCUGCCUGCCUUCCUCAACAACACACACUCAUGCACUUCUGUUCGCAGGAGGAAGCAGGAAGCAGAUAACCACUUUGCAUUUGUCUUCCUGGGCUGACAACCUUUGCAGUACUUUCCCUUUCUUUCUCUUUCCCCGGAAGCAAACUGAAUCCUUGCCCCUUCCACUCCACCCACCCCUAAAACGGGGCAAGAUGUGGGGGCAACUGUGGAGCUAUAAUCGGCUGCCUUUUCCUGGUUCGGAGAGAAUCAUUUGUUUGUUUUUUUAAGGUAAUGUAACUUCAACGGCCCACGUCACCGUGGCAGCGGUUCACUUAGGAAAUUUUAGACUCUGGACUUCAGAGUCUUUUGUGGAUUGAGGUCUGUGUGCUCUCUUCCGAUAGUACAGUGGUACCUCGGGUUAAGUACUUAAUUCGUUCUGGAGGUCCGUUCUUAAUCUGAAGCUGUUCUUAACCUGAAGCACCACUUUAGCUAAUGGGGCCUCCUGCUGCCGCUGCGCCGCCAGAGCACAAUUUCUGUUCUCAUCCUGAAGCAAAGUUCUUAACCCGAGGUACUAAUUCUGGGUUAGCGGAGUCUGUAACCUGAAGCGUAUGUAACCAGAGGAACCACUGUAAUGUGGAUUACUUUGUGAGACUUAAAGCCAAACUUGCUAAAUUUCAGGGUGGGGAAGUUUCUGUUCCAGAUUGGGGGCUUUGGAACAUAGAAAGCUGCCUUCUGCUGAGUUAGACCACUGGUCCAUCUCCCUCAGUGCUGUCUACACUGACUGGCAGCAGCAGCAGCCACUCUCCAGGCUUUCCAACCCUACCUGAGAUGCUGGAAAUUGAGCCAGAGACCUUCGAUUUGCAAAGCUCUGCCGUUGAGCUAUGGCCCUCCCCAGAGUUUGAGACAGUGUCUACUGCCAGUCCUACCUGGAGAACACGGAGAGCUACCUUAUAGAUCAGACCACUUCUCCAUCUACCUCAGUAAUGUCUACACUGGCUGGCAGCAGCACACACCAGGUCUUUAGGCAAGGGGGUAUUUUCCCAAUCCUACCUGAAGAUGCUGGGAGUUGAGAACAUGGGACCUUCUCGUAAACCACUGAGAGGCUUUACUACAAACAAGUAGUCUAUAAAUUUUGUUAAAUAAAUUAAGAUUAGAAAGCAUUAGCAGUCUCAUACCUGGAAUCGCCCGGGGAUUGUAACAAACAAACACAAAUCAGCACAGUUUUGACAUCUGUGGUUAAAAUCAGUGCAGUUUUGAAAGAUUCAGUUCUGCCAUCUUAAUUCAAAAUGGUGUGUGAUUGUAUCCAAACAUAGCAGGGGCAGAUUGUCUCUUUUGGAUGCCUGAGGGCUUUUCCUACACCAGACAGGGCAAGCUUGUGACCCUCAAGACAUUGUUGGCCUCUCAACCCUCCUCAGCCCAAGUCAGUCAGGGAAAAUGGGAGCUGGAAGUCAAGCAACAAACAGAAGGCUUCUCAGGCCAUAUUCACACCAUGCAUUUAAAGCACUAUAAAGAGUCAUGGCUCCCCCCAGAUAAUUCUGGGAGCUGUCACUUGUUAAGGGUGAUGAGAGUUCUUAGGGUGACCCCUCAUUCCCCUCCCAGAGCUACAGUUCCCAGAGUCCCCCACGAAAAGGGCUUGGCUGUUAAAACCACUUUGGGAAUGGUAGCUCUGGGUGGGGAACAGGGGCCUCCUGACAACUCCCAGCACCCUUAAUGAACUUUUAUCUCCCAGAAUCCUUUGGGGGGAUGCCAUGAAUGUUUCAAAUGGUAUCUCAUGUAUGGAGCGAGUGGGGCAGAGUCCCCCAACUCUGGAUUAGGGUCCUGCAUUUCCCAGCUGAAGACACGCAGCUUCUCCAAACGAGAUUGGGUGUUUUUGGGGACGGGAUUGUUUUGUGUUGCGUGUCUCAUGACCAUUAUGUUUGUUCGUUGUCUGCUGUGUGACAUCUGGAAAUAACUUUGUUUUGUUUUGUUUUGUUUCAUAUUCUCUCCUCUUCCUCUCCUUCCUUGCUCUUGACCCCCACCCAAAACCUCUUUCUGGCUUCCCCUCCCACACCCCUGUCCCGCUUCCCAUGUCAAUCAAUCAAUCAAUCACGCUGGUCUGGCUCGUCUGGCUUCCAUGCAUUUCUCACUGGUUUGUUGACCUCACAUACUUUCCCCCAUCCAUCCUUCCCUCGCUCUGCACUGGCUUCUCUCCUUGGUCCUGCUGCCGCGACCUUCUGGCCCCCUUGCCCUCGCUCUGGCCUGCAGCUGACGCCCUCCUUGCCCGCUCCUCCAGGCCUCAGAACCUGCCCUACCCACCUCUCCUGGUCCAUUUCUCUGUGGUGGACGGCCCGGCACCCCUGCACCCCUCACUCUGCACUGGCUUAGAGAGUGUGGAGCUGAGCUCCCCUGCCCCUCCUGCCCCGGCCUUCUGCCCUAGGCUCAAGACCUUGUCCUGUGAGGAGGUCUGUCUCCUGGCCGGGCGGCAGGGGCAGGUCUUGGGCACCCUCUCGCCCGAGGAGCUGCUCCCCAUCCGCCUCUCCCCCAUUGGGGCCUACUCCCCCCCUGCCAGGAGCGUUUUGCCUUUCCUGGAGAGCCCUGACCUGGCCGUGCUGUUCUCACCCCUCUUCCCCCGCAGCCGCACCUUCCCCGCCUUAGCUUUCCCACCCCGCCAGGUGCCCGAGCGGCCGUUUGGAGCCCGCCGCGCCCCCCUUGACAGCCAGGCUGGAGCAGGGCUCGGGAGAGUGCCCUGGGGCAGUAUGGAAGCCAGAGAGCCGGGAGCUCCCAAGCAACGUAAGCCACCUAUCCCCUCAUUCUCCCUCCUUCUCCUUCCCACCUUCCCUGCCUCCGUCACCUGUCCCCCAAACUGUGCACCUCCUUGAGGGGUUUGGUUGAAGGCUGUGAGGCCAAAGCAGCUGUCCGCACAGAGACAGAGGCUGCCCGUUGCAACUCUGUGCGAGUUGCCGUUCUGGCUUCAUCCAAUCAGGUUCUUGUGGGUACGGCUAUUCCUGCCCUUUGGCAUCAGGUGUGUGCAACUGGACGGGGGACUUGAGGUCCUCUAGACCAGUGGUUCUCAAACUUUUUUGUGCUACCGCCCCCCUCGGUUCUAUAAACUCAGCUCCAGUGGUCCCCCCCCAUCUCUAAAAAGCAUUACGCAGAACUGCGGUUUGCAUGGCCCGCUAAGGGGGUAAUAACACAGUGAAAUUCAAAACAGUAACAAUCAAUUGCACAUUCAUUCAGAAUGUUGUUUAGUCGUUUAGUGGUGUCCGACUCUUUGUGACCCCAUGGACCAGAGCACGCCAGGCACUCCUGUCUUCCACUGCCUCCCGCAGUUUGGUCAGACUCAUGUUUGUAGCUUCGAGAACACUAUCCAACCAUCUCGUCUAUUCAGAAUAGAAUGAAAACUAUUUGCAGGCAGCGACUGUUUUAGGGGAUAUGUGUGCUAUUGCGCACAUGCGCAUUGCGCUGAACCCAGAAGUGCCCUGAAAACAUCGUAAAAAGGGAUGGAACAGGACGGGGGGGCAGAACAGGGCGGGGUGGCCCCGGUGACCUGCAUGGGGGGUCCAGAACAUAGCAAAUUGGUCUCUGUCUUUAGAUUAAUUAAAGCAACUAAAUAGAUGAACUUCAUCUAGUGAUACCAGCUUUUCGAAAUCUGAUCAUCAUUUACAUCUCCCUCUUGCCUCUUAGCAUCCACCCCACAAGUAAUGGCACUGCCCCCCAGGAGGUGGUACCAUCCACAUUGGGAACCAAUGCUCUCUAGACUCUCUUAUUAUUGAUCACUGCAACCCGCUCUGGGAGGUGUUUUUGGGCUGAAGAGCUGGGUAAAAAAUGCUUUUGACAAAUAACUUGGUUGGACUCCAGCUCCCAUCAGCCCCAGCCAGUGUAAACAAUGGCCAGGGAUGAUGGGAGUUGUAGUCCAGCAACAACUGGAGGUUUCCCCUACCUGUGCUAGAAAAAGAAUUAACCACCCUGAGAGGAGGCUAAUAGUCGCGUGUUUCUGAUCAUCUCCAGUCCAGACUGGUUGCCUAAGUCAGGAUAUAUACCUUGCCAGGAAAAUACAGGGGGAGAGCUCUUUCAAGGAGGGUGCAAUUCAAAGAGCUAUAGAGGGACCACUAAAGUUCAUCCUCCUGCUGAUGGGAAACCAUACCUGCAUGCCUCCUGCCCACAGCUUCAUUGGCGCAUAUACAGCGUGUCUGUGUACAUAUACAUAUACAUAUACAUAUACAUAUACAUACAUCUAUACAUAUACUAUAUACCGUAUUUUUUGCUCUAUAAGACUCACUUUUUCCCUCCAAAAAAGUAAGGGGAAAUGUGUGUGCGUCUUAUAGAGCGAAUGCAGGCUGCGCAGCUAUCCCAGAAGCCAGAACAGCAAGAGGGAUUGCUGCUUUCACUGCACAGCAAUCCCUUCUGCUGUUCUGGCUUCUGAGAUUCAGAAUAUUUUUUUUAUUGUUUUCCUUCUCCAAAAACUAGGUGUGUCUUGUGGUCUGGUGCGUCUUAUAGAGCGAAAAAUGUGGUGUGUGUGUGUGUGUGUGUAUAUAUGUAUAUAUUGUUGGGGAAACUAAAUGAAACCAUUCACAUUCUGCUUUGUGUGUUUUCUUCAUCUUUGAAAGUACAGUGUGUUCUAUAUCGUAGCACCGCAGCUUGCCACAUUCUGAAUGUUGAUUUUUCCCUCUCUCUUUUCGAUGUGGAUAACUUGAAUGGACUCAAACUGAGAACUGAACUAGUUUGUUUUGUAAAAGGAUGAACCUGAACAGGGAUGUAGUUCCUUUUUGUGUGUGUGUGUGGACAUCUUCAACUAGAACAAGUUCAUUUAAUAAUAAUCAUAAAACCUUUCUAAGCUCUGGUUUUAAGUGGCAUUCCACAAGGGCCUGGUGGCGAAAUGAUCUAGGUAUCUUGCUUUUGGGGGGAGCAGGGAGCUGGGAGAUGUGUUGGAAAGGAAGAGGGACGAGAGGGGGACACACAUCUGCCUGAGUAAGGUGGAUCCCUCCUUGUUGUCAUGCCAAAGCACGAUCUCUCAAAUCAUCUGUAGAAGCAACCCUCUUGCUCCCCAACAUCUGAGUGCCAGGUCUGGUCUGCAAGCACCAACCUGGAUUCGAUGGGUGCGCUGAGGCUGUUCCAUCACUGAAAGGUUCCCUUGGUCCAUAUAUUCAUAGAAUUAUAGAGUUGGAAGGGACCACAAGGGAUAUGCAUUCCCAUCCCCUGCAAUGCAGGAAUCUUUUGCCCAGCAUGGGGCUUCAACUCAUGUCCUUGAGAUGGAGAGUCUCAUGUUGCACCAGUUGAACUGUCCCAGGUGUAUAUCAUCUCUGACCAUCCUGGCUGGGGCUGAUGGAAGCUGGAUCCCAGCAAUACCUGGAGGGGCACAGGAUCUUCAUCUCAGCUGAGAUCCAGGACCUGCAGUUCUCCCUUUCCUAAAGGGAAGUUUUUAAUGUUUGAUGUCUUGUCAUGUGUUUAAUAUUCUAUUGGGAGCCGCCCAGAAUGGCUGGGGAAACCUUGCCAGAUGGGCAGGGUACAAAUAAAUUAUUAUUAUUAUUAUGGUUAUUAUUAGGGUUUAGGUGAUCUAAUUCAAGCCAUGACUGUCUGAAUCUGCCCAAUACUUCAUACUCUCUCUCUGUGUGUGUGUUUUAAAAAAAGAUUUCUUUUUCUUCGUUUCACUUUGUGAGGGCUUGGCUAAUAACUGGAAUAAAUAAAUGAAAAUCCUGGCAUCCACAGAGAAGCUAGAUAGCUUCUCCUCCUCCAUAUGUUGACUUCCCUUCUUUCUGUCCCAUCUUCUUCCAGUCAGACAUUCCCAGUCCUUUGGCGGGGUCCCGAAUACUAGCCAUCUGUGGGGGGCCGAUGCUGAUCGAGUCUUUGCCCAACUUCGAGAACAAAAGAAAGGUACAAUCUUAAAACACAUUAUCUAUCUAUCUAUCUGUCACUAUUGAUCAUCAAUAAUUGUUGAUCAGGAUUGGUUAUUAAUUCUUAUUUUUCAUUGUUGACAAUACUGAGCUUACUACCUGCGAAGUGCUAGGAAAUGUCUAGCCUCAUGGUGUUAACAAAUUAGACAAAAGUGUUCAACUUUAGAGGUUGGGGUGGGGGACAUCUUAGGAGAGGAAGGAGGGAAACACGGGCGAGGGGGGAGAGAUGCAAAGAGCCACCCAAACACCUUCAAUAUCUGGGAACUCUUCCCAACUCCUAUUCGGGCCUUGUUCGUUCCCAUGGCAACCCAUGUCUCUCCUGGCACCUUUAAUUCUUGAAAACCUGAAGGGAGGCCAAAGAGAUGAGGAUUUCCAUGGAAACAUGUUUUAUUCACAGGGAACCCCAGGAAGAUUUGAAAAGAAAGAGAGACAGGGAGGGUCUGCCACCUCCUUUUCCAUCUGCACCCCUAUGGGCAUCCAACGGAGAGGGGGGCAAACAUAAGUUUCCAGAUCCCCAUCUUUCAUUUAAAAGAGAAAGAAAGUGAGGCCCCAUUCUCACUAUACAUUCAAAGCACAGCAAUACACUUUAAAUAGUCAUGGCUUCCCCCCCCCAAAAAAAAUCUGGGAGAUACUGUUUGCUAAAGGUGCUGAGAGGGGUUAGGAGACCCCUUCCUUCUCCUCACAGAGCUACCAGUUGUUUAACAACCAAUUCCUUUCCCUAGGAAACUCUGGGAAUUGUCGCUCUAGGAGGGGAAAGGGGGCCUCCUCGCAACUUUCAGCACCCAUAACAAACUACAGUUCCCAGGAUUCCUUGGGGGAAGCCGCGGCUGCUUAGAGUGGUAUAAUAGCGCUUUGAAUGUUUUUGUUGCUGGCAUCUGUCUGUCUCGAGAGACAAAGGAGUGUGCCUCUGGGGGUGGCGUCAAACCGCUGGAGAAUCGCAGCUCCUGCUGUGGCCGCAGAGUCUGGGAAAUCAUAACUGCUGCCUCCCAUGUUGUUUUUGCCCCGUUAGUGGCACCAAAGUGACCUUUCUGGGGUGCAAGGCUGGGACCUGGGGCCCCUUUUCAGCCUCGCUGAUAUGAUCCAAAGGAAAGCAGAGCAAUACGUUUGUCACCAGCUUGGCUGCAGGAGUUGCUGGAGGUGUACAAGGCACCAUCCAACCUCCUUAAGGACUCCCACUCCUGAUUUGUGUAGUGCUUUGAAUGUAUAGCUCAGAUGAUGGUGAUAAUGAUGAAUUAAAUGCAGUGCUUCUUUCCUGGGGGGACGCAGGAGUAUACAUACCCCUAAACAUUUUGUGAAUCUAGGUUUGGCCUCAUUGAGGGCAAGUAUUUCAAUAUGAGAAGGAAAAUGAGAGUACCCCUAAACAUUUGUUUUAGAAAAAAAGCACUGAUUAAAUGUGUAUAUCACAUCCAAAGACCACAGGGCAGUUCACAACAUAAAAAUACAAAAUGAGAACACAAAAUACAUAAUAAAAGCAAACUGACAAUUUUAUCAGCCAGAGGCCUGGCUAUAGAGGAACAUUUUUGCCUGGCACCUAAAUAUAUCAUAUAUAAUGAUGGCGUCAGGCAAGCCUCCCUGAUGGUGCUAGUAUUUCAGCAGGAAGCUAUGACAUGUGUACUGUAUACUGUAGUGGUAUCUUGGUUUUUUAAUGUAAUCCGUUCCGGAAGACCAUUCAGGUUCCGAAAGGCUCGAAAACUGAAAACUCAGUACGGAAGCCUCAAUACGGAAAACUCAAUAUGGAAGCUGUGUUUUUGGUUCGACUUCUGAGGUGCGUUUGAAAACAGAAGUAUUUUCUUCCGGGUUUACGGCGUUCGAAAACUGAAAUGUUCAUCAACGGAGACAUUUGAAAACCGAGGUACCACUGUAAUUGGAAAAGAAGCGGGCAGUCUGCCCUGAUAUUGUUUGCAGGUGCAAGCAGCAUGAUCGCUCGCAACUGCCCCGAUACCACCAUAAGCCUAAAUCAUAACCAGAAAGGACUUAAUAAUAAUAACAAUAAUAAAAUUUUAUUUAUAUCCCGCCCUCCCCAGCCGAAGCCGGGCUCAGAGCGGCUAACAACAAUAAAAGUAAAACAGUUUACAUAAAAUCACAAUCCAUUAAUUGACAUGCAUUCUAAAAUCAAUUCAUUCUAAAAUCAAUUCAAAAUCAAAACUUCUGGAUGGCAGCCCCCGAAGCGCAAGCAAACAAUGCCCCCCCCCCGGGGUAAUCCUCUCUCUUCUCUUGGCUUUCCUCCAGCUUUGCUCGUGGCAGUCAGUGCCUCCGUGGACAAGAUCGUCGCUCAUUUCAGCACAGCCCGGAACCUCGUUCAGAAGGUUUGUUUUGACGUUACAUUUUAUGCAGCCGGCAGCUGGUGCCCCAUUGUGGGUGGUGGGGCGGAAGGCAGGGAGCCCAGGCGGCAUCAGAGCCAAUGAUGGGCAGUCCCCACUUCUUGUUGGUCCUCCCCAUCUUUCUCCACACCCCCAGCUGAUUUCUGUAAGGGCAACACUGAGACUGAAGAGGAGGAAGCUGAGAGCAGGGGCGACCCCUUGGUCUGGCUGUAAGAAAAGAGGGCAGGAAGGUGGGGGCUGGCUGAACGCAGACCGAGCGUUGGUCGGCCGCUGCCCCAUUUGCCCUAACAAACUAGCUUCCACUAAUUUUAUAUCCUCCCCCCUUUCCUCCAAUAAGCUAAAGGCAGCAUAGAUAGGGCUCUUGCUCCUCUGCCACUACCCUUGCAGCUGGUUGCGGGUUCAGAUUCUGCAGUGGAAGAGAGACACACCCUGCAUUUAUUACCCCCCCCUUUUCUCCGAAGAGUUCAAAGGGGCAUAGUGGUUCUUCCCCCCCUUCAAUUCACCCCCACAACAACCCUGUGAGGUAGGCUAAGAGGCAGCGACUGCCCCAAGGUGAGCUGGCAGCAGACUGGGGAUUUGAACCCCGGUGUCAGGAGCGAGCCAGCAGUAAAUCGCACUGAGCUAGUUGGAGUUAAAUGUGUCUUAGCAAAAACACAAUCUACAUAGGGGUGUCAGGCCUAAUGUGGACAGCAACAUCUCCAGCAGGCCUUGCCCCCAUGGAGCAGUUGCAGAGACUGAAGGUGCUUGUCUUCCUGCUGCUGUCUAAGUACCUUCCUCUCCAAGGUUUGCCCCAAGCAAUCUGAGACUGUACCUGCAUGAUGCUAAUUUCUCCUUGCCCCUCUUCCUGGUGUCUUGCCUAGUUUUGGGAGACUGGGGGUGGGGGUGGAGGGGAGCUUAUCGCAGCAGGAGGGAGAGACACCCGUGACUCUUCGCCAACCAGAUCCUCUCUGCUCCUUGGUCUCCCUCCACCCUUCUUCAGCUUCUGCAUCUGAUUCUGGGCUUCUUUCUGCCACAGACUCUCCCCGCUCACUAAGCCCUGUUGCCUUCAGUUUCCAACACCUCCUGUUCUCCUUCUGACCGCUCAUCGUUGUCCCACCACCACUCCCCGGGCUCUGAGCCUUCUUCCCCUGGGGGUUCCCCAGCUGGUUCCUCCCACCAUUCCUCUGCGCCCCAACCAGUCCAUGACACCUGGUUUCUCCUGGUCCCUGGCGCUCUCACCGCUAUGCCACACUGACACAGAGAUACAAAAGUGGUUUUGACAAUGCAGAAUUAGAUAAGGUGACAGGAAGGAUCCGAACCCUGCGGGACCAGAGAUUCUUAGAGGACUGGAGUAAAUAUCUGAACAAUUUGAAAAGCAAUUGUAAUAAACAGAUUACGCUAGUAGGACUGCAAGAAGAUUGGUAAGAAGGGCUGUGCGAAAUAUUGCAAUGAAGACUAUGAAGAGAGUUAUAAGGAUGAUUAAAAGUAAUAGAGAAAUUAAGAAAUGUAGACAAAGUGAUAAAGAUUGAAAAAUCUUCAGAUGUGGCCGAUGGAAGUCCAAAAUAUUGUAUGAAAUAAUAUGUUAAAUGAUUGUUGGAAAUGGUAUGUUAAAAAACUAAUAAAAAUAUAUAUUAAAAAAGAGAGAGAUAAAAAGUGGGUGUUUGGGGGGCAUAUGAAAGGCUUCCUGGCAAGGAGCUGCAAUAGGAGCAGCCCUCUGCGCUUACGAGGGUCUAAUUAGAAAGUGCUAAUUACCAAUUUGCAAGGGGAGGGGGGCGGCUUUGGUUGUUUUCUGUCCCCAGCCUGCCAGCAGCUGACACCCAGCCGUUUCCCUCCUGCACAGACCCAGCUGGGAGACAGCCGCCUCAGCCCAGACAUCGGCUACGUGGUCCUGACCACUCUGUGCCCUGCCCUGCGAGCCCUGGUGGGCGACGGCCUGAAGCCCUUUCAGAAAGAUGUCAUCACGGGCCAGAGACCGAGUUCCCCGUGGAGCGUUGUGGAAGCCUCAGCCAAGCCAGGUAGGAAGGAGGCCUCAGAUAGGCAGGAGGUGGGUUUGUUUGGUGGUCGUUUUCCUUUCCAAAAAUCUUGAUUCUGCAGCCCUAAAGGCCACAUUUUGCAGAGCUUCCUGGUUAAAGCCGGUAGGAUAAAUCUGCUUAUUUUGCGUAAUUGGUUGGUUGUUAGUUCUCUCAAGUCGCUAAUAUUGUUUUGUGGCUUGUGAGUGCUAUGGUAGUGAUUUGUGAAUCUUUUGCUGUGGUUGUGCUGUUUAGCUAAUAAUAAUAAUAAUAAUAAUAAUAAUAAUAUAUGUAUAUGUAUAUCCCGCCCUCCCCAGCCGAAGCCAGGCUCAGAGCGGCUAACAACAAUAUAAGUAACACAACAUUCUAAAAUCAAUUCAUUUUAAAAUCAAUUCAAAAUCAAAUUCAUGGCAACCAUUGGGCUAGAGUUCUGUGAGGAUUACCAAAGGACUGUGCCUUGGCCAAAGGCCUGGUGGAACAGCUCUGUCUUGCAGGCCCUGCGGAAAGAUGUCAAGUCCUGCAGGACCCUAGUCUCUUGUGACAGAGCGUUCCACCAGAUUGGAGUCACAGCCGAAAAAGCCCUGGCUCUGGUCCAGGCCAGCCUAACCUCCCUGUGGCCUGGGACCUCCAAGAUGUUUUUGUUUGAAGACCGUAAGGUCCUCCGUGGGACAUACCAGGAGAGGAGGUCCCGUAGGUACGAGGGUCCUAGGCCGUAUAGGGCUUUAAAGGUUAAAACCAGCACCUUAAACCUGAUCCUGUACUCCACUGGGAGCCAGUGCAGCUGGUAUAGCACUGGGUGAAUGUGAUCCUGCAGCGAGGACCCCGUAAGGAGUCUCGCCGCGGCAUUCUGCACCCGCUGGAGUUUCUUGGUCAGUCUCGAGGGUAGCCCCACGUAGAGCGAGUUACAAUAAUCAAGUCUGGAGGUGACCGUCGCGUGGAUCUUUUCAGUUCUUUCAUUUAGCAAUUUAUAGAGAGUGGUUGUUUUAUUGCUGAUAUGUUGAGUUGGAAGGGACCCUGUGGAUCAUCUAGUCCAACUCCCUGCAAUGCAGGAAUAUGCAGCUGCCCCUUAUGGGGAUUGAACCUGCCACCUUGCCAUUACCAGCACCACGCUCUAACCAACUGAGCUAUCGUUUUACAGAUGAUUCAUUAAUUGUUCUAGACGAUUUGUGUUGCAAUUGUGAUGUUCUAUUAUGCUAUUGUUAUAUCUUGUUUGUGAUCCGGUUUGUGACUCGUGGGAGUGAAAAGCAGCAUAGAAAUGAAUGAAUGAAUGAAUGAAUGAAUGAAUGUGUUAUAAAAAUUUUAAGGAAUGAAUGAAUGAAUGAUUGGGUUCUUCUGGCCCAGGGGACGGGAUGAAAAGUGAUGUUGCACGCUUAAGUUCAACCACCCCACCUAAGCAGCCUUAAGGACCAUAUAGCUUACUCUUCAUACACAUUUGAAUCUUCUGAAAUAUAUGUUUUAUUUCCUUAUUCAUUCCAGCUGCUUUCCUGGUUUCUUCCGGUGGCAUUCUUGUUUCCACGCUGUGCUGUGUGUUUGUUUCAAGCUGCACACCGCUCAGAUGUUUUUCGAGACGUCAAGCGGUGGAGAAAUGCUUUUAAAUAAAUAGAACAAAGCACGCUGCAAUUAAAACAGUGAAAGCAGGAGGUUCAUGUCAGGAGAUCGGAGUGUGUGUGUGUGCGCGCUUGUCUAAACAGGUUGAGUCUUCGAGAACCAGCGAAAUAAUAGAAAUGGGAGAUUGAGGCAGGCUCUUUCUGGCUAGGUGCACUCCUGGUCCAUAAGGAUUUCGUGAGCUCUCAUAUUUGGGGCAGUCGUGGCUUGCUCAUUCAUUCCUGUGGGUCUUUUGGGGCAGGGGCGGGGAGCUGGGAUGUGGCACUAAGUGAAGGCAUCUGCUGGUGUUUCUCCAUGUGCUUCUCGCCCAGGCCCCCACGCUCGGUCGCUGAACGCCUUGUACUGGCGGGUAUCGCGCUUGGCUCCCCUUCGCAGCAACCAGCAGCGCUUCCACGCUUUCAUCCUGGGCCUCCUGAAGUGAGUAGAAGACAUUGGUGGGGGGGUUGUUGUAAAUCAUUUGCCUUACAUGCAGGAGGUUCCCGCAUGUUCAGUCCCCAAUGGCAUCUCCAGGUCGGGCUGGGAAUGUCCCCUGCCUGAAACCCUGGAGAGCUGCUGCCAGUCAGUGUGGACAAUAUUGACCAAGCAUAUCACACGGUGCAAGGCAACUUAAAUCUUCUUCUUCUUUUUUUAAGAAUAAUAUUUAUUAUGUUUUCCAUUUUAACAAGCCAAUAAAAGCCACUUUGGAAACAUUCCAAAUUAUAAUGCAAUCAAACAGUCCAAAUUUUAUGCCAAAUUAUAACGCGGGUGGUGCUGUGGGUUAAACCACAGAGCCUAGGACUUGCCGAUCAGAAGGUCUGCAGUUCGAAUCCCCGCGACGGGGUGAGCUCCCGUUGCUCGGUCCCUGCUCCUGCCAACCUAGCAGUUCAAAAGCACGUCAAAGUGCAAGUAGAUAAAUAGGUACCGCUCUGGCGGGAAGGUAAACGGCGUUUCCGUGCGCUGCUCUGGUUCGCCAGAAGCGGCUUAGUCAUGCUGGCCACAUGACCCGGAAACUGUACGCCGGCUCCCUCCGCCAAUAAAGUGAGAUGAGCGCCGCAACCCCAGAGUUGUCCGCGAUUGGACCUAAUGAUCAGGGGUCCCUUUACCUUUACUUUUUUAUAAAUCUUUGGUUGACUCCCCAUGCUCUGAAGUUCGGGGAAUGAUGAUCUCACAUUGUGCUGCAUUCCUUAAUUCAUCCAGGUAAUUCCAACGAAACAUUCCAGUGUCGAUCCUUCAUUUAUAUUUAACAGCCUCUGAAUUUGUCCAGCAGGCGGAUUCGUCCUGCAAGGCAACUUAAAUCAGCCCUUUACUCAAAUCCAUGAGGACUAGGGUCUUGCUUUCUUUUUAGGGCCAAGGCCCAUAGCGCAGUGAUGGAGCAUUUCCUUUGCAUGCCCAAAGGUCUCAGCUGCAACCUUUGCAACCUCCCUGAGGGGGGAAGGAUCCCUACCCGAAACCCUGGAGAGCUGUUGCCGGUCAGUAUUGAGCCAGGUAGACUCAAAGGUCUGAUUCUACAAGGCAGCUUUCAGGCAUUGCUACGUUUGAUGCUAAAACCCUUUGUCUUGGCCUGUUCGUCCGUAGCAUGAUGUCCCAAACGCAUCAUUGAGACUGGAGGCAAGUCUCCCUUCAGUAGAAGUACAGACUUGGCAAAGAACUCUUAACUUCUGGCUCCGCCAAAACUCAAAUCCCCCCCGGUUUACUAUCCCUAGUACUUCAAGACUCCCAUAAAAGUGCCUGGCUUAAAACUGUCUAUCAAAAACUUCACUCUUGUGGCCUAUCCCCCCAACACCUACUCACUAUGGGCCCUACUAAAGCAAACAGUCUAAUUGGUCAACGUCUAAAAGAUAUCGAGCAUCAGAACAACCUGGCCACUAUAAGGAAAUUCUGCCCUUGGUAUGUUCAUUUUCCACCUCUCCAUUUUGAUUCUCUGGCCCCAUAUCUGCACAAACUUAUUAUCCCAAAAUACAGACGUGCUUUUACACUUGCAAGACUGGAUGUUUUGUCAUCUGCGGUACUUGAGGGUCGAUUCCAAAAGAUCCCGCCUGAGGAACGCCUUUGCCCCUGUGGAGAUGGUAGCACUGAAACAGCGGCACACGUCCUCCUGUCCUGUACUCUCUACAAAGACCUGAGGAACCAGAUCAUCACCCCACUCGUACUAACCAUCCCAGGGCGCUCAACCACUGCCACAAUGUCCUUUCUUCUAUCAGAUCAAAAUGAGCAGAUAACAGCAAAGGUUGCUAGGUUCAUAGCAGGGGCAAUCAGAAUAAGGGCCACUAACUGACGGCUGAUUCAGGACUUUAAAUGGUGCUCUUAUAUCACAUUUCCUUUUCUGCGUAUACUGUAAUGUUUUACUGUUGCUAUGGCCAUUGGCUAAUGCGAAUAAAGUUUUAUCUCAUCUAUCUUAUCUCCGUAGCAUGAAGCAGUUGGAGCAGUGGUUUGCCAACCUGCAGCGGAACUCAGGUAAAUUUGGGGCACUCCACGUUUUUUAUUAGCACCUCCACGACGUACUGAUAUUAGGCAAGUGCCUGUGCAUUACUCUUUUUGGUGCCUGCUAAAACCCUUUUUUGUUUAAGCACGCCUACCAUAGAAUCAUAGAGUUGGAAGGGACCCUGAGGGUCAUCUAGUCCAACCCCCCCUGCAAUGCAGGAAUCUUAACCCAGGCACGUAUUUUAAUAUAAGCUUUUAUAUUUGGAACUGCAGGGGGCACGGAGAGGGAAUUCUGGUUUUUAUUUAUAUCUUUAAAUUUUUUAGGUUCACUUGUGGGGGGUUUUAAAUACACAAGAAUUAGAAACUUGGUGGUGGUGGUUCUUUUAAAAAGUGAAAAUGGAAGAUUAAUUCUGCUCCCUGGUGUCACACCCUCUACCUUCUCCCCCACCCAGUGCUCCUGGAAAAUCACAGAAUUGUACAUUUGGAAGGGACCCCAAGAAUCACCUAGUCCAACUCCCUGCAUAGCCAGCCCUUCUCAAACUGGGGUCCCCAACUGCUGUUGGACUACAACUCCCAUCAUCCCUGACCACUGGUCCUGGUAGCCGGGGAUACUGGGAGUUGCGUGGCGAGUUCCCACCUCCCAUCAGUAGGAAAUAACGACACGUGACACAAGUAUUUAGGUUAAUGGGCUAAAUAGGCCACAGCUUUAUUGGUUAUAGGUAAAGAGCGGUAUUGGCUUAGGCAUUGGUCCUAACCGACUUUCCGGCUUCAGCCUGUUUGCUUGAAGACCGGGAAGGGUUAACACCAGCAGGGGGAGCCCUGCUGAUGCACAUCAACUAGGGACUCCCCUGGGGUCACCGCUCGGGGGGUGCGCUUUAGGCCCUGACCUCCAUAGGCUUCGGAGGAGGCCACGCCCCCCGGAAUCCUUUACCAGACUACCCUUCAAUAUUUGGGGGAGGUGAUGGCGCUCCUCCCCCCCCAACACAUCUGCAUAACAAUACCCCUACCAAUGCCUAACCGCCAAAACCAAGGAAGUUGUGAUGAUUUGCUACGAGGUAGGCGGAAAACCAAAUGGCCAGUGCCAAUUUGCCAAGUGGAAAAAAUUCCUACCAGGCCCCUUAAGGGCGACCAACCGAGGUCCAGAGCAAGGUCAGAAAGGAAACCUUGAAGGGCAGGCGGGCGGGAAACCUAAAAAGCUGAGCGGCCAAAGAGGGAGAUCCCGGACUGCGCUGCGCGGGUGUUGGGGGCAUCAGCCCGCAACACCACCUCCUCCUGAGGUCAGAAGUGGCUUUGUAAUCCAACAGCAAAGUUGAGACAGACUUAGAAGGAUGCGUUUCUGACCUGUUCAUGCCGUCUCCCAACCCCACAGAGCUGAUUUCGGCGCUGUACUUGCCCACCGCCUUCCUGGUACUCAGCCAAGGCUUCUGCCGCCGCUGGGCCGACGAGCUCCUCCUGCUGCUCCAACCGCUCUCCAUGCUGACCUUCCAGCUAGACCUCCUCUUCGAGCACCAGCACCUGCCGCUCGAUGUCCGGCCGCCACCCCGGCGUCCCACCCCACCGACUGAGCUGCUGGCCGGUUCCCAGAAGGCUCGGGGAGGGAGCCGAGUCACUUUGCCCAAACGCCCGCCUCCUCUCGCCGGCCUGGCGGAAGGGCCCGUGGCCCAAUCCAGCCCGCUCCAUGAGCCCCAGGCCGGGCCGCCUUUGCACCAGAGACUCCUGCGGUGGGGCGACCGGCUGAGCCACACCUUCCGAGGCGGCGAGGGAGCCCCCGAGGCGGAGGCGGGCGCUGAAGGGAGCUGCCAGGAGAGCGAGGAGAAUAAGCAGAGUUGGUGGGAGCAGCUGAGCCGGGCCUCGGGGGUCUACGGCGAGCCCCCGAAGCAGGAGGGCUUCCCUCACACCCACUGGACCAAGCUGAGGGCGGCUCUGGGAGAAGCUGUGGAGGCGGCCCGCAGCGGGGCUGGAGAAGCCAGCGUGAGCCCCGACGUGCUGCCCCAAGCGCCCAGCCCCAGAGGAAGCAGCUCAGUGGAGAACCCAAGGCAGGCACCCGCUGUCUGCGAAGAAGGCAACUCACCCGUAGGGGAAGCUGCAGGGAAGCCAGAGGCGACCUGCUUGCCUGAUGCCCAGGAGGCAGCCAAAAAGCUUGAGGGCACUGGAACUGCAAAGGGAAACUGGCUAGGGUGGCUCUUCGGAGCAGCCGCUCCAGGAUGCGCCAACGAGGCCGAUUCUCACCUGUCGAAAUCCAGGUAAGUGGAUGGCCAGCGGGGGAACCUGAAGCCCAUAGCUGUCAACCUUCCCUUUUUUUGCGGGAAAUUCCCUUAUUCCAGAGCCGCUUCCCGCUGCUAUCCCGGAUUGUUAGAUAUCCCGUAGACUGUCCCCAGGACAGGUGAGGCGGCUGAUCCCUUAAAUUUCGAGGCUCCCCGGGACAGGUGAGGCUGCUGAUCCCUUAUUUUCGAGGCUGCUGAUCCCUUAUUUUCAAAUCUGAAAGUUGACAGCUAUGCCUGAAGCCAGCAGGCCAAAUGCGGCCCUAUGAGCCUUUCUAUGUGGCCCUUGGAACUAUCCCUCAGCCCACACCCCUUCUUCCAGGGCACACCCCUCACCAGCCCUGCUUCCCACCCUCCUAGAGCAUUUUCGCUUGUCUGAAAUUGGGAUCCCUUGAGAACUAAUCUCCCGUACAAAGGAAAUAUUUACAUCAGUUUCUCCACCCGCUUUGGCCUCUGGCGCCACCCACUACUUUCAUGCGGCCCCUGGAAGGUUGCCCUCAGAAGGGAAUGUGGCCCUCAAGCUGGAAAAAGCUUCUCUGCCCCUGAGUUUAAAGCGAUCUGGUCAGAAGUAGCAGCUCCCUAGGAAAUAUAUAAGGCAAGUUAUUCCCGCCAUCUCCCGCUUGCGAACUUGGUCCUUGCCAGCAGUCAGAAUUAGCCAAGUAAGACAGACUUGUGCCCUGAAGGCAGCGUGGUUCUCCCUAAUUUUUCCCAGCGAACUCCUCCGGUUUGCAGGAAGGGACAAAGACACCGCUCUGCCUGAAAAACUGGGAUUCGAACCCAAACCUUCUAGACUCAAAAGUUAGGACUGUCCCCUGCCUAAUACUCCAACCAAGUGCCCAACUUUCAGGCAGUAUGUCUGAUGUCUCUAAUUAAAAUUGUACCCCCAACAGCAAAAAAGUGGGUUUUUCUCAUGAGUCAGGUAUAUUCUCUUUCCUAUCCAAGCAGACGCCCGUCAAGCUGGUUGCCGCCCACCAUGAAUAUCCUGGCUCUGGUGAUGAAGGGGGCACCGGCCGAGAAGAGCUGGCCAGAGGAAUCGUGGGAAGACGUCCCACCAAGCCCACAACAGCCAUACAGGUGAGCCAUCCUCUCUCCGUGCCCAGGGCUGCAACAAAGUGCUUCUGCUGGGGGUUUCAGGCACUCCACUCUAUUACCCCUCCCACUCUGGGUUUUCCACCAGUCCGCCCCUCAGUCUGUAGUCUGUGCCCACUGAGCAUGCUCAGUACUCCUUGGGCUAGGAAGAGGGAGAUGUGUCCUCCUUCGGAUUUUCCUUUCCUUUCCUAAACAUUUCUUGGUACUUCUGCAAAGACUUUGGUGUGGUAGAGCAUGAGACUCUUGAUCUCGGGGUCGUGGGUUCGAGCCCGACGUUGGGCAAAAGUUUCCUGCAUUGCAGGGGGUUGGACUGGAUGACCCUUGGGAUCCCUUCCAACUCUAGAUUCCCUGAAUCUGCCAAUUCUCCUGAGAGGCCAUAUUGGGUACUUAAAGCAACAGUACUCACAGGAAGCUUGAUGCAUAUCUAGUCAGACCAUGGCCUCAUCCAGUAUACCUGAAGGAGCAUCUCCACCUCCAUCGUUCUGCCUGGACACUGAGGUCCAGCUCCAAGGGCCUUCUGGCGAUUCCCUCAUUGCGAGAAGCCAAGUUACAGGGAACCAGGCAGAGGGCCUUCUCGGUAGUGGCAUCCGCCCUGUGGAAUGCCCUCCCACCAGAUGUCAAAGAGAACAACAACUAUCUGACUUUUAGAAGACAUCUGAAGGCAGCCCUGUUUAGGGAAGCUUUUAAUGUUUAAUAGGUUAUUGUAUUUUAGUGUUUUGUUGGAAGCCACCCAGAGUGGCUUGGGAAACCCAGCCAGAUGGGCGGGGUAUAAAUAAAUUAUUAUUAUUAUUAUUAUUAUUAUUAUUAUUAUUAUUGGCUACACGGGCUGGCAGUGACAUUUCAGGGUUUCAGGCAGGCCUAUCCGGAGGUGCCAUUGGGGACUGAACCUUCUGCAUGCAAUGGUGGUGUUUCCUGUCCCUUCCCCUAGCAGCCUUUCUCAACCUGUGGGUCCCCAGAUGUUGUUGAACAUCUGCAACUCCCAUCACCCCUAGUUAGCAAGGCCAGAGCUCAGGGAUGAUGGGAGUUGUAGUUCAACAACAUCUGGGGGCCCACAGGUUGAGAACCGCUGCCUAAGGGAUGUGCACUUUGAAAGGAGACCCGUCUGUGUUUUCGUCGUGUGUCACCCCCCGCUCAGUCUGUGUCGUCCCUCUGACUCCAUCCAGGGCCGUUCGCGCUCUCUGCGACCACGCCGGCAGCCGGGACGACCACCUCAGCUUCCGCAAAGGCGACGUCUUGCGGGUCCUGGACACGGUGGACGAAGACUGGAUCCAGUGUUGCCACGGAGACCGCCGAGGCCUAGUCCCCGUCGGCUACACCUCUCUCAUCCUGUGA